AAUGGCUAAUAAUCUGAUCGAUUGUAACACAUUCUUUAUUGAUAGCAAUGUUUAUUUACACAUUGGCUUAGAUCCGGAACUUUUGUUUAAUUGUGUUGUUUGUAUUACAAGUAACUCUCAGUGCGUGAAAAUGAGUGUUGAAUUGUUUCAAUCCAUAAAUACACUUCUUAACAACGUAAACUUUAGACUUCCAUCGCACUUACUGUUAAAGGAGUUUAAAUUGAUGUCAAUAGAGGAAUUCAACGGUGUCAAUAUUCUGUCAAUCAAAUGCUUGCAGCAAGACCAGAAUGUGCAGUUGACUAAGGAGAAUGUUAAAAAGAUUUUACAAUUGAUCGAUGCCAUGGAAGAAGUUAUUCAGAUGAAAAAUAUGUAUGUUCGGUCCGCUUCAUUGCUUCAGGCCUGUAAGAUUUCAAUGUUUCUGGGGAAAGAAAUGCCAUUACCCAAAGAUACAAAAAUAAGCGAUGUUGAGGAUUAUCUUUAUCACAUUGAGGUCAAGAAAUUGAAAGAACGUAUUUCAGUCCAAGGUACUUGCUUAAUAGCAGAUUUAAAGAUUAAAGCACUCAAACAAUUGGCAAGGGGCUGGUUAUCUUCUUCACCCGAAACUGAGGCUGAAGUCAACAGACCGAGGACAAGAGCAUUUGUAGCGCGUGAAAGGGCAAAGGCAAGCCGUAGAUUAAGUUAUUUGAAAUAAUUUAUUAUGUAAUAUUUUAUUGUAAUACAAUCAGAAAAAAAAA
This is a messenger RNA of Aphis gossypii (cotton aphid), 734 nucleotides long. RefSeq lists its product as uncharacterized. The record is from RefSeq and is a predicted model, not a curated record. NCBI's taxonomy places the organism in Eukaryota, Metazoa, Arthropoda, Insecta, Hemiptera, Aphididae. Bases 2 to 691 code for a protein of 229 amino acids. The transcript has 2 exons.